Messenger RNA from Saccharomyces paradoxus, 1848 nucleotides. RefSeq names its product SUMO-targeted ubiquitin ligase complex subunit SLX5 (gene SLX5). The record is from RefSeq and is a predicted model, not a curated record. Gene Ontology annotation, cellular component: SUMO-targeted ubiquitin ligase complex. Bases 1 to 1848 code for a protein of 615 amino acids. Lineage: Eukaryota; Fungi; Ascomycota; Saccharomycetes; Saccharomycetales; Saccharomycetaceae. The transcript has a single exon. Gene Ontology annotation, molecular function: ubiquitin-protein transferase activity.
AUGCAUGGUGAUACUAAUGGUCGAACAAAGAGCAAUGAUAACCCAGCAGGAAACAGUCCAAAUGAGACAGUUAUACUAAUAGAUAGUGAUAAGGAAGAAGACGCUUCUCUUCGUGAGGCUAACCUUCCUGUCAGGUUGUAUCCAGACAGAAGGGUAGGGAGACAACGUGAUGCUCUGAAUAGGUUUGUCAGAUCAGAUUCAAGGAACAGGAAUUCUCAAAGAACUCAUACAACGGCAAGCUCUGAGAGCUUCGAUCCUCAAGCCAGUAACGAUGAUUUAACUAUAAUACGAGAAGUUGGGCGGUUUUUUGGAGACGAUGGGCCUAUCGAUCCUUCUGCGCAUUACGUGGAUCUUGAUCAAGAGCCAGGUUCUGAAUUGCUAGAGACCCCAAGAACAAUACAAGUAGAUAACACAAAUGGAUAUCUAAAUGAUAAUGACAACGAUGAUGGACUGACAAUAGUUGAAGAGAGAACAACACGGCCCAGAGUAACCCUGAACCUGCCAGGUGGAGAAAGGCUUGAGGUAACUGCAACGACAACAGACAUACCAAUACGAAGGUCAUUUGAGUUCCAAGAAGAUCUAGCCGCAUCACGCAGGCAGUUACUGAGAAGGAGUGCUACAAGAGCUCGUAAUUUAUUUGUGGACCGGUCUGAUGAAAAUGAUGAAGAUUGGACAGAGGAUACCCAUAACUUACCAGAAGCUAUUCAAAGUGCCCGUAGGGAGAGCCGUAUGCGAAUGAGUCGCAGGAUUGCAGAAAGACAACGUAGGGUACAACAGCAGAGGACGUCUAGUGACGAAAAUAUGAGUACAUCUAUCAGCUUACAAUCAAUAAGGGAACGUAUUCAAUCAUAUACUCCAGAUAUUCGUAGUGCAUUUCAUCGUGCAGAGUCAUUGCAUGAAUUCAGGUCUAUCUUACAAAAUGUUGCUCCAAUUACUUUGCAAGAAUGCGAGGAGGAACUAAUGGCACUAUUCACUGAGUUCAGAAAUCAACUGCUGCAGAAUUGGGCAAUCGAUAGGGUGAGAAAUACUCAGGAAGAGGCCUUGAGACUUCACCGAGAAGCUUUGGAAAGACAAGAAAGAACGACUGGAAGAGUUUUCCACCGUGGCGCAUUCCGUGAAUCAAUCACAAACUAUCUUAACUUUAAUGGAGAGGACGGUUUCUUAAGUCGUUUAUGGAGUGGCUCAGUAUUGAGUGAUGCUGACGAGGAGCGACACACUCAAAAUAUCAUUGAUAUGAUUCAAGAAAGAGAAGAACGAGAGCGGGAUGUGGUCAUGAAGAAUUUAAUGAACAAGACCAGAGCCCAACAGGAAGAAUUUGAAGCUAAGGCAGCCAGCCUGCCUGAAAAUUAUAGUGCGUCAUUUGAUACUACGCCAAAAAUGAAAUUAGAUAUCGCGAAAAAUGGCAAAGAAGAAACCAUCAUUGUAACAGACGACGAUUUAGCAAAAACACUCGAGGAUAUUCCAGUUUGCUGCUUAUGUGGUGCAGAAUUGGGUGUCGGAAUACCGGAUGAUUUUACUGGAAUCAGUCAAAAGGACCGUGGCAUUUCAUUUGAAGGAUUAGUGUCGAAAUACAAAUUUCACUGCCCCUACCAGACCCUUGCGAGACCUUCGGUUCUUGACAGAGAUUUAUCAAAGCGAACGUUUAUUGCAUCCUGUGGUCAUGCAUAUUGUGGUAGGUGUUUCGCUAGGAUUGACAAUGCAAAAAAGAAAUCCAAGAUGCCUAAAAAGAAAUUAGCUCAACUAAAGGGUUCAGCUCAUCCUGAUAAUUAUGGUCCUAAAUUAUGUCCCGCAAAUUCUUGUAAGAAGCUGAUUCGUUCAAGAGGUAGGCUAAAGGAGGUGUACUUUUAG